Molecule: messenger RNA, 258 nt
Organism: Phytophthora sojae
Lineage: Eukaryota; Oomycota; Peronosporomycetes; Peronosporales; Peronosporaceae
Exons: 2
Coding region: 1-258 (85 amino acids)
Source: RefSeq, a predicted model, not a curated record
AUGGUCUGCGUCAUUGGGCUGUGUGUCCCCCAGUCCAAGCUUCGCCCCAAGUGUGGCUCGAAGCGCUUUGCGGUAAACAGCCACCACGUGGGGAUCAAGCGCCUGUCGGAGAGCAGGCACCACGUGGACAUCAAGCGCUGGACGGAGGCCCGGCACUUCGCGAAGAGCAAGAGCUUCCACGACGGGAUGUUCCUCCAGGACAACUUGGCGGUACCGGCAGGGACAAGUGAGAGGCGCUGGAGUCCCGAGGAAGUGUAA